AUGGGUCGGCAAAAGCAAACAAACCCCCUCCAGCGAACUCCCUCGCACUCAAUGCGCAAUGAAACCGAAGUUGCUGAGAAGCACUUCACUGGACGCGCUACGGACCCGCUGAAUGCCAACGAAAGCGCUCCUGCAAAGGCAGCGGCGGCCCUGGAGGUAGUCACAGACACUCCCGGGUUGAUGCAGCUUCUCAUCUGCGUUCUCGGUAUCUACGCGGCAUUCCUCUCAUGGGGUGUCCUCCAGGAAGCAAUCACUACAACCAGCUAUCCCGUUUACGCCGCAUCCGCUGCCAAUCCCGAUCCCGCGACAGAGCGCUUCACAUACUCCCUGGUCCUGAACACGAUCCAGUCGUCCUUCGCCGCCAUCACUGGCUUCCUAUACCUCUUCUUCUCCACGCCCAAGGGCCAGAGCAUGCCCUCCAUAUUCCCUACGCGUGACAUUAUUUUCCCGUUGCUCCUGGUCAGCAUUUCCUCGUCGCUCGCAUCCCCGUUUGGUUACGCCAGUCUCGCACACAUCGACUACCUCACUUUUAUCCUCGCGAAAUCAUGCAAGCUGCUCCCUGUAAUGCUCCUUCACCUGACUAUCUUCCGCAAGAAGUACCCUCUGUACAAGUACGGUGUCGUGCUCCUGGUUACUCUGGGCGUGGCCACGUUCACGCUGCAUCAUCCAGGAACCAGUAAAAAGGUUGCUGCGUCGGCGGCGAAGCAGUCCGGAUCUUCUAUGUGGGGUAUUUUUCUGCUGUCUAUCAACCUGCUGCUUGACGGCCUCACAAACACCACACAAGAUCAUGUCUUUACCUCUCCACAGCGGUACACCCGCUUUUCUGGACCGCAGAUGAUGGUUGCGCAGAACGUGCUCUCCACACUUCUGACCACUGCGUAUCUUUUGAUCAUGCCUCAUCUAUCCCAGAGCGGUAUCUUGCACAGUCUGCUCCCAAUCCCCAUCCCCCCGUCCACCGAGACGGAGCUGUACUCGGCCGUCUCCUUCCUCACACGCCACCCCGAAGCAUUGAAACACGUGCUCGGGUUUGCGGCGUGCGGUGCUGUCGGCCAACUGUUUAUCUUCUACACCCUGUCGCACUUCUCGUCGCUGCUGCUUGUAACCGUGACCGUGACACGCAAGAUGUUGACGAUGCUUCUCAGCGUGUUCUGGUUUGGCCACUCCCUGUCCGCUGGACAGUGGCUGGGAAUUGGCCUAGUGUUUGGCGGCAUUGGCGCCGAGGCAGUGGUUCAAAGAUCGGAGAAGAGAGCGAAGGAGAAGGCCAAGCUUGAAAGCGCAAAGAAAGCGCAGUAG
Messenger RNA from Penicillium cinerascens, 1293 nucleotides. Its product is annotated as UDP-galactose transporter HUT1. Gene Ontology annotation, biological process: UDP-galactose transmembrane transport. The record is from RefSeq and is a predicted model, not a curated record. The coding region runs from base 1 to 1293 and encodes 430 amino acids. NCBI's taxonomy places the organism in Eukaryota, Fungi, Ascomycota, Eurotiomycetes, Eurotiales, Aspergillaceae. Gene Ontology annotation, molecular function: UDP-galactose transmembrane transporter activity; UDP-glucose transmembrane transporter activity. Gene Ontology annotation, cellular component: Golgi membrane; endoplasmic reticulum membrane. The transcript is spliced from 2 exons.